Messenger RNA from Heteronotia binoei (common prickly gecko), 3436 nucleotides. RefSeq names its product GTP binding protein 1 (gene GTPBP1). The coding region runs from base 14 to 2104 and encodes 696 amino acids. The record is from RefSeq and is a predicted model, not a curated record. The transcript is spliced from 13 exons. Gene Ontology annotation, molecular function: GTPase activity; GTP binding; translation elongation factor activity. Gene Ontology annotation, biological process: translational elongation. Lineage: Eukaryota; Metazoa; Chordata; Lepidosauria; Squamata; Gekkonidae.
CUGGGCGGGGCCUAUGCUAAUGUGGCGGGAGUCGGAGACAGGGGCUGCCAAGAUGGCGACCGAGCGCAGUCGCUCCCCAAUGGGGGGCUCGCCGGUGCCGGCCUCGAUGUUUGCCCCAGAGCCCGCGUCACACAGCGGGACAGCGGCGGCUUCGUCCCGGCCUCACCGCGAUAUUCCAGACUCGGACUGCAGCGAGGACGGCGAGGUGCUCAAUGGGGAGCCGGAGCUCGAUCUCACCAGCAAGCUAGUAAUGGUGAGUCCGACAUCUGAACAGUAUGAUAGCUUGCUCCGGCAGAUGUGGGAGAGAAUGGAUGAAGGAUGUGGGGAGACAAUCUAUGUCAUUGGUCAAGGGUCAGACGGGACUGAGUAUGGGCUCAGUGAUGCAGACAUGGAAGCUUCCUAUGCCACAGUGAAGAGCAUGGCAGAACAAAUAGAUGCAGAUGUGAUCCUCUUACGAGAGCACCAGGAAGCAGGAGGAAAAGUACGUGACUACUUAGUUCGGAAGCGUGUAGGCGACAAUGACUUCCUGGAAGUCAGGGUAGCAGUGGUUGGCAAUGUAGAUGCUGGGAAAAGUACCCUGCUGGGUGUCCUGACUCACGGCGAGCUGGACAAUGGGCGUGGUUUUGCCCGGCAAAAACUCUUCCGCCACAAGCAUGAGAUUGAGUCGGGUCGGACCAGCAGCGUAGGCAAUGACAUUUUGGGCUUUGACAGUGAAGGCAAUGUAGUAAACAAACCUGACAGCCAUGGUGGAAGUCUGGAAUGGACUAAGAUUUGUGAGAAAUCAACAAAGGUUAUAACUUUCAUUGAUCUUGCUGGGCAUGAGAAGUACCUGAAGACUACAGUAUUUGGCAUGACGGGGCAUCUACCUGAUUUUUGCAUGCUAAUGGUUGGCAGCAAUGCUGGAAUUGUGGGGAUGACCAAGGAGCAUCUGGGUCUGGCAUUAGCACUCAAUGUUCCAGUCUUCGUAGUGGUGACUAAGAUUGAUAUGUGUCCUGCUAAUAUUCUUCAGGAAACCUUGAAGCUGUUGCAGCGACUUCUGAAGUCCCCAGGAUGCAGGAAGAUCCCUGUUCUGGUCCAGAGCAAGGAUGAUGUCAUUGUUACCGCCUCCAACUUCAGCUCGGAAAGGAUGUGCCCAAUAUUCCAGAUUUCAAAUGUCACUGGUGAGAACCUGGAUUUGCUUAAGAUGUUUCUCAAUCUUCUGUCUCCACGGACCAGUUACAGGGAAGAAGAGCCUGCAGAAUUCCAGAUAGAUGAUACCUACUCUGUUCCAGGAGUUGGAACAGUGGUGUCUGGGACAACACUGAGAGGGCUGAUCAAGUUAAAUGACACCUUGCUCCUAGGACCAGAUCCCCUGGGUAACUUCUUGCCCAUUGCUGUGAAGUCCAUUCACCGCAAGCGCAUGCCAGUCAAAGAGGUGCGGGGAGGGCAGACAGCCUCCUUUGCUCUGAAAAAGAUCAAGCGCUCCUCUAUUCGAAAAGGCAUGGUGAUGGUGUCUCCUCGACUGAAUCCCCAAGCAUCUUGGGAAUUUGAAGCUGAAAUUCUGGUAUUGCAUCAUCCUACCACCAUCAGUCCACGUUAUCAGGCAAUGGUGCACUGUGGCAGCAUCCGCCAGACAGCUACUAUCCUCAGCAUGGACAAAGACUGCCUACGCACAGGAGACAAGGCCACUGUUCACUUCCGCUUCAUCAAGACCCCAGAAUAUUUGCACAUAGACCAGCGGCUUGUUUUCCGUGAGGGCCGUACCAAAGCUGUAGGCACCAUCACCAAGUUACUCCAGACCACCAAUAACUCUCCAAUGAACUCCAAGCCCCAGCAGAUCAAGAUGCAGUCAACAAAAAAGGCCCCCCUGAUAAAGCGAGAGGAUGGGGGGGCUCAGGCUGGCCUGGCAGCAGGAAGCCCUACUGUGGCAGAUGAUGCUGUUUCCUUGGGAGCAGGCCCCUCAGCACCAUCAGGUGCCCAGCAACCACAGCCUGCACUGGAUGAAGAGCCCCACAACCGAGAGGGCAAUAAGGCAAAGGCUGGAGGGGGAGGCCGGCGACGGGGAGGCCAGCGCCAUAAAGUGAAGUCUCAAGGAGCUGUUGUGACUCCUGCCGGUGGCUGUUGAACAUUGUCUUACUCACUGAGGAAUUCUUACACCCUCUCCCCGUUUCUUCAGUUCCCCAUUCUCUGCCAAGCAGCAUAACCAAAAUCCAUCUCAGCUGAUCUGUUGCUGCAGUGGAACUUUUUUCCCUUCCUGGAGGGGAGUGAUGGGGGUUGGGGGGGGGGUUGUCAGCAGCUGAAGCUAAUGAAGGUGACAAAGCACACAUGGGACUGACCAACUGCCGCCUUCUUCCUCUGCUCUGAAACAUUUUGUACAUUGUGAGCUCUUAGUCCAUUAUUUUUAUUAGUUUUUAUUAUGGUGGACAUUUGUGUGUGUGUGCGCGCGCGCGCAUGAAGAAUCAGGAGAAAUCCAGGUAUACAGAAUAAGGUACCUGUCUAUUUUUUCCUGUCCCCACCCUGCUCAUUUUUUUUUAAAAAAAGAAACUAAUUCACCUUGUGUCUGCAGUCUAGAACUGCUAAAAGCAUUAAGCCCCUUUAAGAGCACAAAUUCUCUAUGGGGCAGUGAUUCUUGCCCUCUGGCAGUUACGGUGCUGAGUGUACACUUGUCCUUCCCAUUUGUAAUGCAGCAAUGAUUGCCAUGAAGGAAGCUCAUGACCAGCAUCGAGCUUCAAGUGAAAUCCUGGGUCUCUUACAUGUUAAACAAGCUUGCUUAAAAGCUUGAGGUGUGGUUGGGUGAUAGAAGCAAAACCACUUAUUUCCACCUGAAGAUAAUCAUUGUGAGAACUUCAGUUGACCACAUAAUUUUGGUGUGGGGGGUUCAUGUUUCCAAAACUAAUUAUUUUUCUUACCAACUAGUCAUUGCUGUCCCUCUGUUCUGGGCGCAUGCCAUCUUGACCUUGCUGCCCGUUUACAUGUGUAUUCAUGUGUCUGGGAGAUGGGAAGAGAUGGUGUGCACUGGCUUGUCCAUUUAAUAGUCUGCAGUUUCCUCCCCCCACCUCCUGUCAAGGAUCAUGCUUUUCUCCCUUAUUUGCAUGACAUAAAAACAGCUACUACUUGAUAGUGCCUGCUGCUGGUGGGUUCUGUAAUGCUAUGCUUUUCCCCACUGGGGAAAUGGUGUCUCCUCCUGCAACUGGACACAUUUAGCAUUAUAGGCCAGCUUCUACCCUUUCCCUUGUUUCAGCUUUUUCUCAGAAUCAUAACUUUGCUGUAAGACAAUGAUGGAAAUUUGGGCUGUCUGUGAACACAGGAACUUUAGAGUCAGCAUACAGCUUAUGUGGUCACAUGGUUGGGUUUUAUAACUUUUGAUAGACAUUUGCCAACACCCUUUCCAGACAUUCAUUCUCAAUUGACUUUUUAAUUAGUAUCAUGGCUGUGUGUACGUGGUGUUUGUUUUUUU